Messenger RNA from Anneissia japonica, 7046 nucleotides. Its product is annotated as myocyte-specific enhancer factor 2C-like. The record is from RefSeq and is a predicted model, not a curated record. Gene Ontology annotation, biological process: positive regulation of transcription by RNA polymerase II; cell differentiation. Lineage: Eukaryota; Metazoa; Echinodermata; Crinoidea; Comatulida; Comatulidae. Gene Ontology annotation, molecular function: RNA polymerase II cis-regulatory region sequence-specific DNA binding; DNA-binding transcription factor activity, RNA polymerase II-specific; protein dimerization activity.
GUCACAUUUACCAAAAGAAAGUUUGGUUUAAUGAAGAAAGCGUAUGAGUUAAGUGUGUUAUGCGAUUGUGAAAUAGCGCUUAUUAUAUUCAACAGUAGUAAUAAGUUAUUCCAGUAUGCUAGCACAGAUAUGGAUAAAGUAUUACUCAAAUAUACAGAGUACAACGAACCACAUGAAAGUAGGACCAAUAAUGAUAUAAUAGAGGUUUUGAAUAAAAAAGAAAACAAAGGAUGUGAAAGCCCUGAUGGUGAUCCUGAAUAUACACUUACACCAAGAACAGAGGAGAAGUACAAGAAAAUAAAUGAUGAGUUUGAUAGGAUGAUGGGGGUUCGUCCGCAGGAUGUCCAUAUGCAUGGCAAUUAUCCCCCAGCCAUGCCAGUGAGCAUUCCCGUAUCACAACAACAUCCUGGUGUUAGCCAUUCAGAUUACAGCCAGCCUAGCAGCUCGUCGGCCAUGCUUCCCCCACAACACAAUCCUCGGCACAGCCUAAGCCCUCAACCCCUGAUUCCAAGGACAAGCCUCAGUCCGCAACCUCACAUGGUACGAACUAGUAUCAGUCCCCAGCCACAGAUAUCACGGAACAGCCUCAGCCCACGACCACCGCCAAGGCCAGCUAGUACAGGUGAUAUUGGCUCCCAGGAAACAAGCAGCGAGAAGAGUGACAGCAGGGCUGGCCUAAGCCCCAACGCAGGUAACGGAUACCUUCAGGUCCCCCAUUCUCAAGUGUUGGGUCAUCCAGGAGCCACGUCCCCGGUCAGUAACAACAAUCAUUUGAUGGUUAAAGCUCCGAACAUGCAGAAACAGCAGUUGACCUCACCGGCUAAUCUACGACCGCACCUGAAAGUGGUGAUACCAACGUCACGUAGCAUGCUCCCUCACGGACAAUUAAAUGAUCUAGCAACACCAACAGUUUCUUUAGCAACCCCUAGCAACCCACAGGGAGCACCGAACUAUCCAUCAGCCAUGGCAACGGCAUACCAAGCAGGAGGGGAGUUUCCACUGAAUAGUGCAAACAUAGCACACAUGCAGAGCAGUUUUGAUGGCCAGCAGAUGAACAUUACCAAUUGGCAACAUUCUCCGCAUCAUCAGCAGGGACCUCUGACUGCUGCUGUCCAAGCAGCAGGAAUCUCUCAUCAUCCACUCGCUGGGUCAGGAGUCCAGGGCAUGAACCUAAAUGACCAGAACAUUAAAUGCGAGCCAAUCUCACCACCGAAGGACAAGAAGUUACAUUCACACGGCGGUCUACUCGUGCAGACUACGUCAGCCAGUUCACACCAUGGACAGUCUUCUCCUUCGUACGCUGAUGAGCGGGGUCUGCACACAAUGCACAGUGGUGAUGCGCCACCGCACAAACGAUCCCGGGUAAAUGAGGCAUGGGUGUCAUAGAGCAAUGCUGCAAAAUCUCCAGGUACCCCUUAGCUUUACGGCUGUUUCAAGAGGUCUUAUUUUUGAUACUUUUCAAAAAAAACCGCAGAACGUGAAGCCGGUGUUCUUUCGGAAACUUGAAGAGAGUAAGACCAAACCCAUUGCUUCCCCAGAACUUGGAUGCACUAGCAAAUGCUAUACAAUAUUUUUGUAAACUCCUCACAGAUUUGCUCCAUGACGUAAGAUGUCUAUAAAAGGAGCGCCAAAUAGGUUUGUUAGCAUCUGUGUUUUUCACUAUGUCCACAAAUUACAAUGUAUAAUGAAAAUAUGCUGAAUAAUACGUUAAAAUUAUUUUUAUUUUUCUUUCGUACAACUUUUAAGAUAAUUGUUUUGUAAAAAUGGUAACAUGUGUCUGCAUCAUUGUCAUCACCUGCUUCUUGAUAUACUUUGGGUUCAUAGUUCAAAUUCUUAAGACCAUAAAUAUUUAAAUAAAAAGUUGUGUAAUUCCACAAUUAUAUCAGCGCCACCUUGUCAUAAUGCUCUUCACCGAUCUUUAUCAUCAUCGCUCAUCAUUAUCAUUAGCACACACUAUCAUUAUCAUUACCAGUCAUUAUCAUAAUAAUUAUUUAAUACUGUAUAAAAAGUCCUAGAAAAUCCCGUAAUUUUGUCAAAUGCAACCUUGUCAUAAUGCUUAUCACUAAUCAUUAUUAUAAGUCAAUCGUGACGUCAUCACUGCAACUCCCAAUGUUAUUUGCCUAUCCCCGACAGUCCAAUAAUUUUUCAAUUAGUGGACGUUUGGCUUGAUUUUUUUUAGGUUCCUGUGCAAAAAAAAAGCCUAAUUUUUCGUCACCACGAAGAUAUCGCACCGCACCGCGAUGAAAAUUGAAUUGUAAUUGAAAACUACUUUCGAAAAACAAGGUUUAUUAGAACCCGAAGAAAUUUACUUCAAAUUCAAUAUUAAGUAUUUCAAUUCCUUGAAUCAAUGAACCCUAAUAUUCUACCUAUUUUAAAGACUCAAGGAACUUUAAUUGCAUGAUCAAAUAACUAAACUCACAAAUAUACCAGAACAAUAACAAUGAUGAUUAAGUAACUUUUCUUAUUGAAAAUAAAAUAAAAAUUAGUCAGGGCUGAUUUAUUAUACCAGUUGCGUGUUGCCGAAGAUUAAUAAUCAUGAUGAUGAUAAAGAUGUGAUGCAAAUUCCGGGAAUUAAUGAACUCUAAAAUAUUCUUGUCAGUUGACUUGUUCAGAGCAUCUGGCCGAGGAUGCUUGUAUUGUUAAAUGAGGACACACCGUACAAAACAUACAUACGUCAGCAUGGUCCUUGAGAGUGCUCCGUCUUGUUACAACAAGAUAAACGACCAACAACUGCUCCGUGCUGUCUGCAACGCUGUCAUGACCCUCUGUCAUCGUAGCCCCAAUCAUUAGAUAAAGUAGGCUUAUCAAAUGAAAAGAUAAAAUACUCAAUGAACAAGUUCUUUUUUUGGUUCAGUCUUGUUCUAUCAUAAAUUCUUUGAUUACUAUUGAUACAUUUUCUUAAUAAUGCCCUUUUCUUUUCUCAAUUUGUAUUCAGAAAUUUAAAGUAUACUAUAAGCCUGUAUAAAGUAUACAUGACAAGCCAAUAUAAAACAAAUUAAGGAGCGGGAUCAAUUUUGUAUAUCUCUAUCGUCUCAAAUAUUUACUGACAGUUUUCUCGUAUCAUUACUAUCAGUACAGGACAAACAAUAAAAAAAAAAAAAAAAAAAAAAUAACAUGCAUACUGAUUCAGCCUAAUAUGAAUUUGCAUGCAUAUAUCUUGUAUUUAUAGACACAUAUAUAUUUAUACACACACACAUACUCAUACAGAAAUAGCCAAAAAUACACCAUGUAAUAGACAGUUCUACUCCUAUUUGGACCCAUUUACACAUACAUACGUCCCUUAGACUUACCCCAAUGCCCUACAUAACAUGUAGGGCAUAGAUUGUGAAUUGCUUCUAUAAAGAGAGCUAAUGUAGCAGGUGUGUGUUACCAAGUCUUCCAUGGUCUUUAUGGUUCUACCUUUGAGGAAAAAAAAGAACACCCUUGAUUAAUAAAUCAUGAGUUGUAUCUGAGGAUUCCGCAGCCUAGCACACAUGCAAAUCAUGUGUCUCCUCCCACUCGAAUUGCGGUCACCAAUAAUUGGGCCGAUAUAUUCCAUCAAUUUGUUACUCAGAAGCAGUAGAUAUACGAUUCCCUAUAUAAGGGGUAGGUCAUUAGCAAACGAUUGAAUUGAUAUUAAAUGUGAUAUUUCAUCUAAUUGUGCACCUAUUCGGCCAUAUACAUGCAUCAAAUGAUUGUACUUAAUUAAAUAUUCCAUUCAAUUUUUAAUGGAAUGAUCAGUUUAUUUUUAGUAUUUGCAAGUUGGAAAAAUACAAUUGUUACUUAAAAGUAAAAUACAUUGAAUAUAUUUUGUAUCAAUGAAGUACUUUAUCCAGUAUAUUAUGGAAUAUUUAAGUAUCAAAUACCGUAACUGUGUGGCGUUGUGUAUCGUGUAUAUUGCAAGCUCAUAAAUAUUUAUAAGCAAAACUGAUUAAAUUAUGAAUACUAAUGAGUGAAAUUCUAUACCAUGGAUAUUGCUGAGCAAAAAUCAUUUCAUAAUAUACAUUGGUGACAACUUUCAUUAUGAAUUUUUAUUGAUGGGUGAAGAUCCUCAUGAAUAGUGAUAAAUACAACUCAUUUAAUAUUUAAACUUUGGUUAUGAUAAACUCGCUAAGCUAUGAAUAUUGAUGAGUAAAACAAUUAAUUAAUGAAUAUUAAUGAGCAAUCAUAAAUCAAAUUAUUAUACCAGGUGAUAGUGACUUGUAUAUUCUAUUCUCAAAUAAGAAGUCCAGUCGGUGAUGCCAUGAUCUCCAUUUUGUUAACCAGAAUAACUAUUUGAUGUGCGUUUUUUUUAUGCACAUAAAAACACGUGUGCGUUUACACGCAUUACAAAUUUAAGUUUAAAAAAAAAGAAAAAUAAUGCGAACUACCAGAAAAUGAGACCUCAUAAUCUGGUAAUUAUUGACCAUUAUUUUUCACUUCCUAAUAGCGGUCUUCACCAAAAGUAAUCUUUAUUUAAUUUGUAUGAGUUAUGAUGUAUCAAUAAUAUGUACUCUGGCAUGCUACAGAGAGAUCACUAGGGUUACUGAAAUGUUUAUUUUUUUUUUUUUGCUUUAUCAAUCAUGAUUUAAUGUGUAUAUGUCAAAGUUAUGUAACAUAAAACCUUACUGUAUUUCUAUGUAAACAAAGUUGUUCUGUUGUAAUAAGAGGAAAUUGGUUGUUGUCGGACAUUUUGAUUUUGUUUUGUUGCAAGGUGAGAGAGUGUGUUGUAAAAAAAAAAAAAACAAAGGCAGCUUGUAGAGACACUGUAGCAACUGCUGCUUCUACCUCGUUAGCAGCUGUCUCAAUUGAUGCAUGUAGAUGUUCGUCUGGUUUCAGCCAGAUGUUGUCGAUAGUCUAUUUUUUGGGGCUUACAUUUUUGGAUGACAGAGAUAUAAUAAAGUGUUAUCUUGUAAAUAAGAAUCUGAAUAUUGAAGUAAGUUAUUAUUAUAUUAUUCUAUUUUUUUUUGUUAUUCUAUUAAUGUAUAAUUUAUCAUUAUAAUUCUUAUUAUUUUUGCCAUUAUUUUCAAAAAUUUAAUAUUCUGAAGUUUUUAAAACAAAAAUAUUUCUGAAAUUUAUGACAUUUUCUAGAAAGGUAUAAGAUUUUUUUGCCAGGCUAGGGGGUUUUUAGUGUCCCUAGCAGGUUUUGUCAAAUGACGGCAUACAUUUUUAAAAACCAAAACAUUGAAUGUAGAUAAUUUUAAAGAUUUAAACUCUAGGAUUGUGAUUGAUAACUCUCGCAUAGAUAUUUUUUUCCAUUAACUUCUUUAGUAGUUAAAUUCUGUCAGUCUAGUGUAAUUCAGUGUUGUUUUCUUUUAAAAGUAUUUUUAAAAAUUUCCAUUUUAGGAAUUUAAAAAAUGUCAUUGUAUAGUACGUAGUCCUCAGGUGAAUGGGAGACUGUGAUUGGUUGAUGAGUCAGUCAUGUAUGUGUGAUGUGGUUUGCUUGUUAAAGUUCAAAAUUUAAACAUGUGUUUUGUUGUUGUCACAACAGCAUUAAUUAUAAGUAAUUGGUUAAUUGAAUUAUUUUAUUGGCUAUAGUUAUUGUAAUCUAAUGUUAUUGUACAAUUAUAAUUGUUUACUAUUAUAGUUAUUACUAUAGUCGUUUCAUAUUGUUAUUAUUGCGCUAUUGUUAUUGUUGUUUAUCAUAUACAAAUGGGAUAAACAACAAUAGCUGAUACAUGUUGUCAAAAUAACCUAUUACAUUUUUAUCUUGAACCAGUUUUAAGAUACUUCUGAUGUUCAUAUGGUGUAAAUAUGAAAUUGUAGUACAUAUAAAAUGUGAAUUUGUUUUUGUUCUAUAUAAUUUUUUAAAAGUAAGUGGUUUACUUUAAGUUCAAGAAAGAGCAGGCUCUGAUCGUAGAUUGCACGUUGUCGACAUGUUGUUGGAAAAAUUCACUUGAUAUGGUUUCUUAUUUUUAAUUGGUAGGUUUGCCAACAAAAUAGGUUGUCAUUGGUUACUAAAGGUAUUAUUUUACCGGAGCUAAUGCAGUUUUAACGGAUGAAAAUGUUAAUAGUUAUUACCUAAUGAUUUGUUCUGCUGAUAUUCCGUUUUCAAUUGCAAUGACAAAAUAACUGAAACACACUACUGCUACUUACACGACUACUUCUACUACUACUACUACAACUACUUCUAAUACUACUACUACCAAAGAUACCAGAAACACAAGAUAGAGUUAUCAACAAAAAAAAAAACCGAAAUGCAUAGUGGGAAUACAAACAAUGGGGCGCCGCAUACGGCUGGAUCUAAAAAAACUGUCACCGUUACACAAAUGUGAAUACCUAACCUUUUUUUGCGGAGGUUGAAAUCGUUGCCAUUAUCCAUAAGAUACAAACAAGUAGGCAUAAAUAUAGUAAAACAAGAAAAAAACAGACACAAAAGCAUGAAUCGUAUGACAUAUUUUAACUCCAUAAGUGAAAAAAAGAAGGGCGCCGUGUGCGUCUGGAUAUACUUUACAACAGAAGGGUGCCUUGUACAUCUGAACUAAGUAUAGAAAACUUACAUUAUAAAAAGAGAAGGGCGCCGCGUACGUCUGGACCAAUUUCCUUCUCAAUUUUUCUGUGCGAGUGCUCUAUCUUGUAUUUGUGGUAUCUUUCCACAGCCAUUGCAUGAUCACUGUUUAUUUGCACCAUCGAUUCAUCAUCACCCUAAUAUUCAUUGAUGUCUUAUGUUGUCUAAUAUACUUGAUUGUGUAAGAACUUUGUGGAUCUCUCACCCUGCGUCAGUGCCUUAAAUAUAGCCUAUACUUAUUGUGUGAAAAAAAAUAUUAAAAGAUGAGAGGAUAUUGAGUAGAAAGCUCUAUUAGUAUUGUUACAGAUUUGUAUAAAACUACUGCUGACCAAGAAAAGUAUAGAAAAUGCUUCAAAUUUGUUAUAAAUAAAUAAUGUAUAAGAAUAUAGCUUUUCUUUGUCAUAAAGCAUAUGGACAGAUUUUUGCUUUUAGCAAUCUAUUGAGCUAGUGUAAAUUUCUAAGCAUUGUACAUAAAUUUCAUUGCAAAGGGCCUGGGUAGGUAUAGCGGAGCCACACCCGAUAUAUACUUGUAAAAAUGCCUAUUUUUCGUGUGAAUUAAAAGGGACAUUUUUUGGUGGAA